Molecule: messenger RNA, 1713 nt
Organism: [Torrubiella] hemipterigena
Lineage: Eukaryota; Fungi; Ascomycota; Sordariomycetes; Hypocreales; Clavicipitaceae
Source: the annotation of a GenBank genome assembly
AUGAGCUACCGAGCUUCCAAUAUGAUUGAGUACGAUGGGAGUCGAGCCUCGGCGCUGACCCGGGUGAUGAUGGACGGCGAUGUUGUCAACGAUAAACCGAAGCCCUUGACCAAUAAGGAAAAGUUUGACAAGUGGAUGAUCAACGAAGGUUACCGACGACUAUUUGUAUUUAUAUUCAUGAUUGCACAUGCCAUGAUCUUCGGCUUUGCCUGCGUACACUACGCUGUCAAAGACAGUCUCCAAAGUGCUCGUGAUACAUUCGGCUUCACGUUUACAAUUGCUCGCGCGUCGGCACUGGUCCUGCAUGUCGACGUGGGAAUUAUUCUAUUCCCUGUUUGCCGAACCCUCAUCUCGCUUCUGCGCCAGACGACCCUAAACGGAAUUAUCCAGUUCGACAAGAACAUCACCUUUCAUAUCACGACGGCGUGGUCCAUUGUGUUCUGGGCAUGGGUUCACACCAUUGCUCAUUGGGUCAACUUUGGAAAGAUUGCCGCCAAAAAUGGUCUUGGGUUUUACGGAUGGCUACUCGCCAACUUUGCUUCUGGCCCAGGCUGGACCGGCUAUGUGAUGCUCAUUGCGCUUAUGGGCAUGGUCAUGACCUCGGUUGAGAAGCCAAGACGUGCAAACUACGAGCGCUUCUGGUACACCCACCACAUGUUCAUCAUCUUCUUUUUCUUCUGGGCCCUGCACGGUGCAUUCUGCAUGAUUCAGCCCGAUGUGGCACCAUUCUGCGUUAGUGUCGGCACCUCAGCUAUUGGUGUUUUCUGGCAGUACUGGAUGUAUGGUGGCCUAGCGUACCUUGCCGAGCGAAUUGCACGCGAAGUCCGUGGCCGACACAAGACCUAUGUAUCCAAAGUCAUUCAACAUCCUAGCCAAGUGUGCGAGAUACAGAUCAAAAAGGAACACACAAAGACCAAGGCCGGACAGUACAUCUUUCUCUGCUGCCCUGCUGUGUCUCUUUGGCAGUACCAUCCGUUUACGCUCACCAGUGCUCCCGAGGAAGAUUACAUUUCCGUCCACAUCCGAUGCCAAGGUGACUUCACCAUGGCGCUUUCCAAGGCCCUGGGCUGCGAGUGGGACAAGAAAUCAGAUUCCAGCAAAGUGGUCGGUGUUGAGGUGGACACCAAGGACAACGUCGACCCGCGACUACGCAGAGUUCUGCCACGACUAUAUGUGGAUGGACCUUUUGGAUCUGCUUCUGAGGAUGUGUUCAAGUAUGAGACGUCUAUCCUCGUCGGCGCAGGUAUCGGAGUCACCCCGUUUGCGUCGAUCUUGAAGUCCAUCUGGUACCGAAUGAACUACCCCAAGGAGAAGACGAGGCUGUCCAAGGUGUACUUCUUCUGGGUGUGCCGAGACUUUGGCUCGUUUGAAUGGUUUAGAUCACUGCUAAUGGCUGUCGAGCAGCAGGAUCUCCAGAACCGCAUUGAGAUCCAUACUUACCUUACAGCCAAGAUCAAGCCCGAUGACAUGACCAACAUCUACCUCAACGCUGCCAAUGCGGACAAGUGCCCCAUCACCGGGCUCAAGUCGUCAACGAAUUUCGGUAGACCCAACUGGGACAUGAUCUUCAAGGGCAUUCGCAAAUUGCAUUGCCCUGGCGAGGCAGGUGUCUUCUUCUGUGGCCCCAAGGGUCUCGGUAGCGCCUUGCAUGUUCAAUGUAAUAAGUACAGUGAACCUGGAUUCUCCUUUGUUUGGGGUAAAGAAAACUUUUAG